Aspergillus saccharolyticus JOP 1030-1 is the source of this 2472-nucleotide messenger RNA. RefSeq names its product DUF323 domain protein. Lineage: Eukaryota; Fungi; Ascomycota; Eurotiomycetes; Eurotiales; Aspergillaceae. The transcript has 7 exons. The coding region runs from base 1 to 2472 and encodes 823 amino acids. The record is from RefSeq and is a predicted model, not a curated record.
AUGUCUCCCUUAACAUGUCCGACCAAGAGCGUCGACAUUGUGGCCAUCCACCAGAAGGACGUGGAUUUCUCGCUGGCAAAUGAGAUCCGACGAGGCAUCGCCCCGCCUGCUGGCACUCCACGCUCCAUGCCCACCAUGCUGCUGUACAACGAGCACGGUCUGAAGCUCUUCGAGGAGAUCACUUAUGUGGAAGAGUACUAUCUGACCAACGCGGAGAUCGAGGUGCUCCGCACCUACGCCCAGCGGAUUGUGGCGCGUAUCCCAGAUCAUGCGCAAUUACUAGAGCUAGGAAGCGGAAACCUGCGCAAGAUCGAGAUCCUGCUGCGCGAAUUUGAGGCGGCCGGCAAGCACGUCGACUACUACGCGCUCGACCUGUCUCUGCCGGAGUUGCAGCGCACCUUUUCCGAGGUCUCGAUUGACGAGUUCGGUUGCGUCGAGUUCCACGGGCUGCACGGUACGUACGACGACGCGGUGGCGUGGCUUGGCCAGCCCGCCAACCGUACCAAGCCGACGGUGAUCAUGUCGAUGGGCUCGUCCAUUGGGAACUUCGACCGCACCGCCGCGGCGGAGUUUCUGGGCCGGUUUGCGCGGCUGCUGGGGCCGGAGGAUCUGAUGGUCAUCGGGUUGGACGCAUGUGGCGACCCCGAGAAGGUGUUCCGGGCCUAUAAUGACUCGCAGGGCGUGACGCGGCGGUUUUAUGAGAACGGGCUGGUCCAUGCCAAUGCGGUGCUGGGGUAUGGAGCCUUUCGGUUGGAGGACUGGGAGGUGGUCACUGAGUAUAAUGCGGCCGAGGGAACGCAUCGGGCGUUCUAUGCGCCGAAGCGGGAGGUCACGGUGGAGGGGACGGUGAUUCCCCAGGGCGAGAGGUUGAUCUUCGAGGAGGCGUACAAGUAUGAUGCGGCGCAGCGGGAGCAGUUGUGGCAUGAUGCCGGGUUGAUUCAUAAGGUGGAGUAUGCGAAUGAGGGGGGAGAGUACCAUCUGCAUAUUCUGUCGUCGGCGGUGCUGUCCUACCCAACCCGGCCCUCACAGUAUGCUGCAAGUGCCGUCCCUUCCUACGAAGAGUUCCAGAAGCUCUGGACGGCGUGGGACAUUGUUACCCGAUCGAUGGUGCCCCGCGAGGAGCUACUUUCAAAGCCGAUCACGUUGCGUAACGCCUUGAUUUUCUAUCUGGGUCAUAUUCCGACAUUCUUAGACAUCCACCUGACUCGCGCACUCGGCGACGAGCCAACCGCCCCCAAAUCCUACCAGGCCAUCUUCGAGCGCGGCAUCGACCCCGACGUCGACAAUCCCGAGAAAUGCCACUCGCACAGCGAGAUUCCGGACGAAUGGCCCGCGGUCGACGAGAUUCUGGACUACCAGGAACGAGUUAGAGGUCGGGUCCGCGCAAUCUACCAGACAAAAGACCUCUCCCGGGCUCGCACCCUCGGGGAGGCGCUGUGGAUCGGCUUCGAGCAUGAAGCCAUGCACCUCGAGACUUUUCUGUACAUGCUUAUCCAGAGCGAGCGUAUUAACCCCCCGCCUGCUGUUGCCAAACCGGACUUUGCGAGGAUGUUUCACGAUGCGCGCGAGCGCCAGAAGCCGAACGACUGGUUCACCAUCCCGGAGCAGACCGUGAAGGUCGGACUCGACGACGAUGGAGAGUCCAUGCCGGGGGUGUCGUACGCGUGGGACAAUGAGAAACCUGCGCGAGCCGUGAGCGUUAAAGCGUUCCAGGCACAGGGUCGGCCGAUCACGAAUGGCGAGUAUGCGAAAUACCUGCAGGCGAGUCAAACGGCGCAGACCCCAGAGUCCUGGGUGAAAGUGGGCUCAAAGGGAGCGCAGGUUGCACAAUCAAAUGGCUGCCACGGGACGGGCGGGGAGGAGUACUUGAGGCAGUUGGCUGUGCGAACCGUCUUCGGCCCCGUGCCCUUGGAGUAUGCGCAGGACUGGCCGGUCAUUGCCUCGUAUGACGAGUUGGCGCAGUACGCCCGGUCGGUGGAUUGUCGGCUUCCGAGCUUCGAGGAGGUGAAGAGUAUCUAUGCCUAUGCGAACCGGGUGAAUGGCGCAGUCAAUGGCCACAGCGAGAUCAACGGGGUCAACGGCCAUGCGAUUGGCGUUACCACGACCAAGUUGAGCUCCCAGUCGCCAUAUGUAUCCCAGCCCAUCUUUGUGGAUCUGGAGAAGUGCAACGUCGGCUUCAAGUACUGGCACCCAACUCCCGUCACCCAACACGGCGAUCGCCUCGCGGGACAUGGCGAACUAGGCGGGGUCUGGGAAUGGACGAGCACUACCCUGGAGCCACAUGAGGGAUUUGAGGCGAUGAAGAUUUAUCCAGGAUAUACAUCCGACUUCUUCGAUGGCAAACACAAUAUCAUCCUCGGGGGAUCGUGGGCGACUCAUCCUCGGAUCGCGGGACGCACAACCUUUGUCAAUUGGUAUCAGCGGAACUAUCCUUAUCCUUGGGCGGGGGCUCGGUUGGUGAGGGAUCUUUGA